Messenger RNA from Cotesia congregata, 1461 nucleotides. NCBI's taxonomy places the organism in Eukaryota, Metazoa, Arthropoda, Insecta, Hymenoptera, Braconidae. The record is from the annotation of a GenBank genome assembly.
AUGGACGAAAUAUUAUUCCGACUAUCCAGCAACCUCGAAGCUCUCCAGAUCGAAACGUCUUCAAUAGCCCAACAAGCCUAUCAAUUGGUGUUGUCCUGGUUAACAGAGUGCCAACGAAUGCUUCAAAAUGUUUGCAGCGAUCAGUACAGUCAACAUAUCAAGGACCUGGGAUCUUUUACAGCUUCGUUGUACCACAGAGCGUAUGAUAAUAUUCAUUUUGGUUAUUACAGCGCGAGGAUUAACUUCCGGGAUUUUUAUAGACAAUUAGGAGGCUUUCAAUCGAGUGAUGUAUCAAAGAGAGACGUAGCUUUUUGCACAAUAGGCCUAGCAAUUGGAAUUUUUAUUGGAUAUAAUGUUGGAUUAAACUGGAAGCAAAAAGUCAAACGUAUACAUUAUAUGAAAGCUAUAAUAUGUCAUCACUAUGCUGGAGUAGAGGGAGUCUCGUUAAUUGACGACGCGGAAGUACCAUCAAUACAGCGAUCAAACGAAUUGCUAAUCCAAGUGAAAGCAGCAUCAGUAAAUGUAGUGGACGCUAAAAUAUGCUCAGGAUACUCAAAAGCGUACCGUAGAAUAUUGAAUUCUGGAUCUAUAAUUUGUAUUGAGCAGCAGAAAGAACUGCCAGUAGUGCUUGGACGAGACUGCGCGGGAAUAGUCGUUGAGAUUGGUCCGAGUGUCCUUGGAUUUGACGUAGGAGACGAGGUAUUUUUGGCGGUACCAUCUUGGGCCUCUGGUACCAUGUCUGAGUACCUAGUGGUGGCCGAAAAUCAAGUAGCCAAGAAGCCUAAAUUGAUAACUUUUGAAGCUUCGGCUUGUAUGCCUUACAGCGGGUGUAUUGCUUGGAAUGCUUUAGUCAACGAAUCUAUUAUUGAAGAAGGAAAUGCUCAAAAUAAAAGAGUGUUAAUUUAUGGAGGAUCAACACCAGUAGGAUGUAUUUUAAUUCAAUUGAUAAAAUUAUGGGGUGGACAUGUAACAGUGAUCUGUAAAUUAGAGUCCGCCAAAGUUAUAAAAGCCCUGGGAGCUGAUGACAUCAUCUCGUCAAAUGAUUGCGAUAUUUAUAAAGAAUUAGAACUUCAUGAUAAAUAUCAUGCAAUAUUUUACACCGAAGACCAUCCAAUCGAUUAUCGAGCUUUAAAGAGACAAUUGAUGCCUUAUGGAUCGUUUGUAUCGACAGUCCCAGAACACUUGGCUUCUGAUUCAUUCGGAUUCGUAUCCGGGAGUCUGUUUGCCGGGUGUGUAAGAAUAAAACUACUGGUCCAGUAUGUGUUUGGAAGGAAUAUAAACCAGUGGAACGAGGGCUCGAAGAUAAAACCGUCUUACCUGGAGACUCUACGUGAGUUAGUAGACGCAGAUCAAUUGCAGAGUGUCGUGGGUGCUGCCUUCCGGCCUAAUCAUAUUGAGCAGGCGUUACAACAUGUCCUAGACCCAGAUGCGAUUGGUAGUACGAUUAUUAAAUUUAGAUGA